GGUCUCACGAUACUUUCCUCUCUGAGGCGGCUGUGUGGCCCCGUGUUUCAGUCCGGACGGAGUUAUUUCUGACAUUUGAAUGAAAAACAGUGCGUUUUACCUCCACUUUGGACAGAUGAAAUAAUGGCUUCAGCCUUGGAGCAGUUCGUGAACAAUGUGCGGCAGCUCUCCGCUCAAGGUCAGAUGACUCAGCUGUGUGAACUGAUCAACAAGAGUGGGGAGCUGCUAGCCAAGAAUCUGUCCCACCUGGACACCGUGCUGGGGGCCCUGGACAUCCAGGAGCACUCCCUAGGUGUGCUGGCUGUGCUGUUUGUAAAAUUUUCCAUGCCAAACAUCCCUGACUUUGAGACACUCUUUUCCCAAGUCCAGCUCUUCAUCAGCACUUGCAACGGGGAGCACGUUAGAUAUGCAACAGACACUUUUGCCGGCCUCUGUCAUCAGUUAACAAAUGCCCUUGUAGAACGAAAACAGCCAUUGAGGGGUGUCGGUGUCCUAAAACAGGCAAUAGACAAAAUGCAGAUGAACACAAACCAACUUACCUCAGUUCAUGCAGACCUGUGUCAGCUGUGCUUGUUAGCGAAGUGCUUCAAGCCCGUCCUGCCCUUUCUGGAGCAGGACAUGAUGGACAUCUGUAAGGAGAACGGUGCCUACGAUGCCAAGCACUUUCUAUGUUACUACUAUUACGGUGGCAUGAUCUACACAGGUCUCAAGAACUUUGAAAGAGCACUGUAUUUUUAUGAACAGGCAAUAACCACUCCAGCCAUGGCAGUGAGCCACAUUAUGUUGGAGGCCUACAAGAAGUACAUCCUUGUGUCCCUCAUCCUUCACGGCAAAGUGCAGCAGCUGCCCAAAUACACCUCACAGAUAGUGGGCAGGUUCAUCAAGCCCCUGAGCAACGCCUACCACGAGCUGGCCCAGGUGUACGCCACCAACAACCCUGCCGAGCUCCGCAGCUUGGUCAACCGACACGGCGAGACGUUCACACGGGACAACAACACAGGCCUGGUCAAACAGUGCUUGUCUUCCCUCUACAAAAAGAACAUCCAGAGGUUAACAAAGACCUUCCUGACACUGUCCUUACAGGACAUGGCCAGCCGAGUGCAGCUGUCUGGCCCCCAAGAGGCUGAGAAGUAUGUCCUGCACAUGAUUGAAGAUGGUGAGAUCUAUGCUAGUAUCAACCAGAAGGAUGGCAUGGUCUGUUUCCACGACAACCCAGAAAAAUACAACAACCCUGCUAUGCUCCACAAAAUUGACCAAGAGAUGUUAAAGUGUAUAGAGCUGGAUGAGAAACUAAAGUCCAUGGAUCAAGAAAUCACAGUAAACCCGCAGUUUGUGCAGAAGAGUAUGGGAACCCAGGAGGAUGAUGUCGGCAGCAAAACAUCAAGUUAUUCCUGAGGGCCAGGGUGAACGCUGCCUGAUAACAGGUUCUCAUUGGAUGAUACUUUUUUUUAAAGAGGAAAACCUACAAACAUUCUAUAGAGUAUGGACAUUGGUCAGGGAAAAUCUAAAUGUGUGGAAUGAUAAAUUUGGUUAUUUCUUCAUGGUGUCUUGAGGAAAACUUUAACGAAAAGAAAAAAAACUAAAUUUUGUCAGUGUUUUAUUUAUCAAUGUUCGAGUGGGAGAACCACUGCUGCAUCAACAACCACAAUAAUAAAAACUGGACUUAUUUGUUCAAAAAUU
Hypomesus transpacificus is the source of this 1680-nucleotide messenger RNA. It is a transcript of the gene cops3, whose product is annotated as COP9 signalosome subunit 3. NCBI's taxonomy places the organism in Eukaryota, Metazoa, Chordata, Actinopteri, Osmeriformes, Osmeridae. Bases 124 to 1395 code for a protein of 423 amino acids. The transcript is spliced from 12 exons. Gene Ontology annotation, biological process: ubiquitin-dependent protein catabolic process. The record is from RefSeq and is a predicted model, not a curated record. Gene Ontology annotation, cellular component: COP9 signalosome.